GAUUUUCUUGCAGCUUCCUUUGAAAUCAUCAUGUCAUGACAAGCCCUCUGGGGACGCCAGCUUUUAAACAGAGACUGCAGCAAGAAUCACGUCUCACUCGAUCACUUUCACUGCUUGAAAGGGAUGUGUGCAUGUUAUUGUCUUUAUCUGCUGAAUGCAUCGAUAAGACAACUCUGACUUCUGAAAAGUGGGUGUUUUUUUUAGAGGGAACCAAAGAUUUCAUUGUUGACUGCUGUUUUCAGAACAUAAAGUCUUCUAAAAAUAAGGAGCAGUGGAAAAACCAGAGAGCUCUGACUGCAUUCACAGCUGAAAUGGAUUUGGUCACUACUACCACCGUGGCGAUUAAUGAAACUAACCGUUUCAUAAAUUGCCCAUCCAUCCACAACAUAGGAACUCAUUUCCUGCAGUUUGUCAUGAUUGUUGAGAUGAUUGUGGGCCUCCCAGGAAACAUAAUCGCUUUGUGGAUUUUCUGGUUCCGCAUGAAAUUUUGGAAACCCCACACUCUCUUUCUCUUUAACCUGGUUCUAGCUGACUUCCUGCUCCUCAUCAGUGUGCCUUUCCGCAUCGACAACCACCUCCGAGAGGAAUACUGGGUGUUUGGACCGGUCUGGUGCCGCAUCAACCUCUUCAUGCUGGCUGUUAAUCGCUCUGCCAGCAUUGCAUUCAUGACAGUUGUGGCACUGGAUCGCUACUUCAAAGUGGUCCAUCCGCAUCACUGCAUCAGCCAUAUUAAUGUAACUAAGGCGGGUUGGGUUGCUGUCCUGAUGUGGACUGCUGUGAUUGCCAUUCGGAUUCCACUAUUGACCACCAACCUCCACCAGCAGGAUGGCAACGUCUCCCUGUGUCGCAGCUUCAACACAUAUGAUAAAAUCCCCUUGGGUAUAAAGGUAUACUAUGUAGCCUUCGUUGCAGAGUUUUUCCUGCCCUGGUUCUUGUUGUUGUUCUGCUCAGCCCGGAUUGCAUGCUACCUGCACCAACGGCAGAUGGACAAGCAGAAGGGGGUACGGAGGGCCAUCCGAGCAGUGGGGGUGAUCAAUUUGGUCUUCACUAUCUGCUUCUUGCCAAGUAUCAUCACAGGCUUGGGUGGGAUGUACAUGAAGUAUUACCACCCCAUGGACUUAACGUGCUACAAUCUGCUCACCCAGCUCUUUGUGAUGUGCAUUGGCUUCACCUACCUCAACAGCGCUUUGGACCCUGUCAUUUACUUUUUCUCAAGCUCCAUGUUUCUUGAUGCGGUCAAGAGCUCCAUCUGCCACCUGUGCUUUAAGAAGAGGAAGAAUCUCAGACCAGCAUCAGAUCAUGCCAGUAGCGUAUAUUUAUAAUGUUAUAUCGUAUUUAAUGGAUAGACUUUCCCAAAACAAGGUCAUAGGUUCAGUCCUCAAAAGUCAACCUAGAAGUGAAAUGGAAACAUGUUCUGCUGCCUUCGGUAUUUAUUCAGACUGGGCUGACCUAAUUGGCCUAUGUGUAAAGAGGGUCCAUGAACUGUCUGAGUUUAGACUCAGUGUAACAGGACAGGCACAUGAAAGGGCAUAAUCACAAGGAAAUCUGUCACACAUAACAAGUGUAUUUAGAACAUCAACCAUAUCAUACACGACAUGCAAUGAACACACAAAAAGUAACUAAAAUAGUUAUGCACUAGUAGUACGCUGGCUAAUGACUGUAAACUAAAACACUGGAGAGGGUUUAAAAUACAGAAAAGACUAGUUGUUCGAUAGCUAAUGUUUACUUCCUAUUUUAUAUGAUUAGCUCAGAGGAAUUGUUUCUUGUCGAGGAAAUAAAUUAGUAACCUCUGAUAAAUGCUUUUGCACUGCUUAAAUAUAUACACAUAUGUGUAUUGCUGUUUUAGUCAGGGUAAUGCCAGUUGAUGACAGGAAUGAUGCAGGGGAAUGCCCUGACAGGUACAAAGUACAGGGAGCUUUGAUAUAACAUCAGAAUAAAUACAGCAACCAGUUGAGUUUCUGCAAAUGUUCAAUAUUCAUGGAUACGAAUGCCAAUAAACGAAGUAAAUGUGA
Molecule: messenger RNA, 2012 nt
Organism: Micropterus salmoides (largemouth bass)
Lineage: Eukaryota; Metazoa; Chordata; Actinopteri; Centrarchiformes; Centrarchidae
Gene: hcar1-3
Product: hydroxycarboxylic acid receptor 1-3
Exons: 2
Coding region: 36-1322 (428 amino acids)
Biological process (GO): G protein-coupled receptor signaling pathway
Cellular component (GO): membrane
Molecular function (GO): G protein-coupled receptor activity
Source: RefSeq, a predicted model, not a curated record